AUGAUAUCAUCAAUUCUACAAGGAGCUCGUAUUCUUGCUACAGGCUCUGCUAUUCCAGAUGUAUGUAUAAAUAACGAACAUUUAAGUAAAAUAGUCGAAACAUCAAAUGAAUGGAUCGUUACUCGAACAGGCAUAGAAGAAAGAAGAAUUUUAACUGGUCAGAAUGAAUCCAUUAUAGAUCUUGCAUCAUUAGCAUCAAAAAGAGCAUUAGAAAAAAUUUCUAUGAAUCCACUUGAAAUUGACUUAAUUAUAUUAGCAACUUCAAGCCCUGACGAUCUUUUUGGAAGUGCUGGACAACUUCAAGCAAAAAUUGGAGCAAGCAAGGCAGUAGCAUUUGAUCUUACUGCUGCAUGUUCAGGUUUUGUGUUAGGAAUUGUUACUGCCACUCAAUUUAUACAAAAUAAAAGCUAUAAGAAUAUAUUAGUAGUAGGAGCUGAUGCUUUGUCUAAGUGGACAGAUUGGUCUGAUCGUAGCACAUGCAUAUUAUUUGGUGAUGCUGCUGGUGCAGCUAUAAUACAAGCUUGUUCAGAAGAAGAAAAUGGUGUAUUAGGCUUUCAAUUAAAUACUAAUGGAAAUAAAUCAAAUCAAUUAUCGAUACCAUAUCAAACACAUAGUUACCAUCUAGAUAAUCAUAAAUCUUUAAAUCUGUUUCAAGGUAGAUUUCAAUAUAUUACGAUGAAUGGGCAAGAAGUGUAUAAAUUUGCUGUCUCUAAAGUGCCUACAAGUAUAGCACAAUGUUUAAAUUCAUUAAAUAUAUCUAAAGAUGAGAUAAACUGGCUUUUAUUGCAUCAAGCGAAUAAAAGGAUAUUAUAUGCUGUUGCUGAUAGACUAGGUAUUGAUUAUAGCAAAUUGAUUUACAAUCUUGAUAAAUAUGGUAAUACAUCAGCAGCCUCUAUACCACUCGCAUUAGAUGAAGCAUUAGCUAAAAAACAAAUAAAGUAUAAUGAUAUUAUAGUAAUUGCUGGUUUUGGUGCAGGCUUAACAUGGGGUACAACAGUUAUUAAAUGGAAAUGUUAG
Chondrus crispus (carragheen) is the source of this 1017-nucleotide messenger RNA. Lineage: Eukaryota; Rhodophyta; Florideophyceae; Gigartinales; Gigartinaceae. The record is from the annotation of a RefSeq genome assembly.